UUAAGUGAUAAGUGAAUAUCUAAUACGUAUUCAUUUUGUUUCGAACCUCAAAAUUUAUGAAUGUAUAGUACCGUUAAUUGACGAGAAUGAGUCACGGGGAUAUUACGUAUUGCGAUAACACAUUGAAUAAGAAAAUUGUUCUGAACGACGACUGUAAAUGUUACGAAAGCAAUACCCCGUGUAUAAUCGUACAUGGGGGGGCUGGAAAUUUUAGUGAUAACAUAGUUAUAGAAAAAAUGACAGCUUGUAAAAAAGCUGCGAUCAACGGUUACAAAAAAUUAAUACGCGGUGAAACUUCGGUGGAUGCAGUAGAGGCUGCAUUGUGGUGGCUAGAGUGCGACGAAUUCUUUAAUUGUAGUUACGGAUCCGUACUGAAUGAGAUAGGGAAAGUUCAAAUGGACGCAAGUAUAAUGGACGGUUACACAUUCAAAUGCGGCUCGGUAGCGGCAGUCUCGGAUAUAGAGCAUCCUAUAACUCUUGCAAAAUACGUUAUGAACAAUUUCCCGAAUUCUAUUUUCGUUGGCGACGGUGCGAAAAAUUUAGCGAAGCACGCGGACAUAAAUUGGCUGUCGGAAGGAAACAUGACCGCACCGUUAGCGCGUUUAGCUUUCGAUACGGAAGAAAAAGGAAAACUCGAUUCUGUCGUUGAUAAUCAGAGUUUGUUGGAUCUCAAUACAUUAAUUGGUAAAACAACUGUAUUCGAUAUUGUAAUUAGAAAAAAAAUAGAUACUCCAUGCCAAUCGUUCGUAGAUAGUUCCGAUACCGUUGGUUGUGUAGCGUACGACGGGUUUAGCAUAGCCGCCGGGACCACGACAGGUGGUUUAAACAAAAAGUUAGUAGGAAGAGUAGGAGAUUCUCCGAUCCUGGGCUGCGGUACUUAUGCCACCAGGAACGUAGGUUGUUCUUUAACGGGGCACGGGGAAUCUAUAAUGAAGCUAGGAUUGGCGCGUGCAAUCGUAGAGGAUGUCGAGCAUAACGUUCCGAUCGAAGAAGCUCUGAAUAAUCAUUUUACCCAUAUGUUAAAUAAAUUUGACCAAAUCGGCGGCGGGAUUGUACUUCAACCGGACGGUCAUUGGGCAACGUAUUUCACUUCUGAGAAAAUGCCGUACGCGGUAAUAGAGAACAAUUUAAUCACGUAUGGGGCACGAUUGUACGAAGAGAAACGGGAAAUUUAUAACGAGGGCAGGCGUUGUGAAUGCGAUUUUCCAAUUGUACUUAUAAUUAGAUAUCUUCAUAGAAACUACAUCGAUAUUUCAUCUGUUCAAUGUUAUCAAUCUUGUAUUUCAGCAUAG
Molecule: messenger RNA, 1292 nt
Organism: Ceratina calcarata
Lineage: Eukaryota; Metazoa; Arthropoda; Insecta; Hymenoptera; Apidae
Product: isoaspartyl peptidase/L-asparaginase
Exons: 2
Coding region: 87-1292 (401 amino acids)
Cellular component (GO): cytoplasm
Molecular function (GO): hydrolase activity
Source: RefSeq, a predicted model, not a curated record